Molecule: messenger RNA, 2720 nt
Organism: Lotus japonicus
Lineage: Eukaryota; Viridiplantae; Streptophyta; Magnoliopsida; Fabales; Fabaceae
Product: rop guanine nucleotide exchange factor 14-like
Exons: 8
Coding region: 952-2631 (559 amino acids)
Molecular function (GO): guanyl-nucleotide exchange factor activity
Source: RefSeq, a predicted model, not a curated record
GGAAGUUAGUAAGAAGAUGGGGUAUGCAGCCACUUCUCUUUCGUGCUUGUGACAUAUAUAGGCUUUGACACUCAUCCCUGCUACUAUACUACCAUGUGUUAAGUUUGAAUUCUGAAUUUUUUAGUUGGAUUGGAGUACAUUGCCCAAGACUUAUUUUUGUAUCCUCACUUUUUCUCUCUUCAAUUUUUGUCUUUUAUUUUUAUCAAUCUCUGCUUUUUUUCAUAUCACAACCACCAAUCAAAUAUAUUUCUAUCCAAGCAAACCAAUUUUACACCAUUAAAUAGGGUGUGAAAUGUAUUUUUUUCUGUAUUUUUCAUAAGAAAAAUGUUUGAUGAAGAGAUCAGAGAAAAAUAAUAGAGAUGCAUAACUAAAAAUGUAAUUAAUGUAAAUUUGUUUGGCUUCCCAAGAUAUGCCAAUAAUCGACAAUCAUAAGACUAAUCCUGUAGAAAUUUUGAGAGAUCACGUUAAGUGGGUAUAGUAGACAUCUCCCAACAAAUGCUUAUCCAUACGCAUCGCGGGAGAAACAUUUGUGAAUGUUAAAUAUAAUUUCAAAAGUGAAAUCCAAAUGCACCAUUUUGAUUUUUGAACUUAAAUAAUAAAUAGUGAGUGAUAGGGCGCUCUAUGCUGGUCCCCAAUUUCUUCAAAUAGAGCAAUCUAAACCGUCCAGAUUGAACCGGACCCACUAGAUUCAACGGCCGUAAUUCAGUUACUGCAGGGGAGCCUCCUUGUUCUCCAUUCUCAAAUCCAUAUUCUCUCUGCUAUUAAACACAGCAAUUCCAUUGCUUAAUCUCAUUUCUUCUCUCACUUCCUCUUUGGUGCCAUUGCUUCAUCGUCAUUCAUCGUUUCAGCGAACAACAAUGCUAGCUCUUCAAUUCUGAGUGCAGUGGGUCAGUAAACCAUUCGUUCAAAGCUUGUACGGUGAAACACUGACUGGGGAGUGAAGUGAAAGAGAUGUUAACAAUGAGAAAAAGACUAGCUUGCUGCACCAGGGAGAGGACUAUUAGCAUCGAUUUUGAUCAGCAACAGAGGAUUAUGACAUACAAUGGCCUUGAGAGUUGCAUUUUAAACAAUCAGUCUUAUGAAGAAGAGAGCAGAACUAGUAGAGGAGAUGGGUGUAUAACUGAUUCAUUUGAUGAAGACGAUUCCAGUUGUUCCUCUAGCAAAGAUGCUUCUGGAUCAUUCUCUUCAAAUUGUUUGAGAAUGAAAAGAGAUGAAAAGGGAUUGGAAGAAUGGAAAGUCUCUCAAAGUCCUCAACGUUUUUAUGCCAAAGAGAAGAAGCCUGCUUAUGUCAUGCAACAUUCAGAUAUAGAAGCCAUGAAGGAGAAAUUUUCAAAGCUCUUGCUAGGGGAAGAUGUUACAGGAGGAACUAAGGGCCUCAGCACAGCUUUGGCUCUGUCUAAUGCCAUCACAAACCUUGCGGUAACGGUUUUUGGUGAGCUAUGGAAAUUGGAACCUUUAUGUGAAGAAAGGAAGAACAAAUGGCGAAGAGAAAUGGAGUGGUUACUGUCUCCUACUAACUAUAUGGUUGAACUUGUUCCUGCUAAGCAAAUCAGUGCCAAUGGUGGGAGGAUCUUUGAGAUUAUGACCCCGAAAGCUCGUGCAGACAUCCACAUGAAUCUUCCGGCGCUUCAGAAGUUAGACUCUAUGCUUAUUGAGGCUUUAGAUUCUAUGGUGGAUACAGAGUUUUGGUAUGCUGAGGGAGGAAGCCGUGCCGAAGGGAGGAACUCGAGUGCACGGCAUAGCCAACGAUGGUGGCUUCCAUCACCCCAAGUACCAAAAAAUGGCCUUUCUGAUACUGAAAGAUUGAGGUUGCUUCAUCAGAGAAGGGUGGUGCGUCAGAUAUUCAAGGCUGCCAAAUCUAUCAAUGAAAAUGUGUUGCUUGAAAUGCCUGUGCCAGCAAUUAUCAAAGAUGCACUUGCAAAGUCUGGGAAGACAAACCUUGGACAGGAGUUGCACAAGGUUUUGUUGGAUGAAUCAAGCAAUGGAGAAGACAUGCUUAAAUCCCUCAAUUUGAAAUCUGAACAUAUUGUCCUUGAGACCAUUAAUAGAUUGGAAGCUGCUAUUUUCUCAUUGAAAGAAAAGAUUACAGAACAAGUUAGUCGCAAAUCCCCAGCUCGAACCUCAUGGUCUUUUGUGAAGGACUCUCUGUCAGAAGUAGAUAAAAUGGGGUUAUUAAUGGACCGUGCAGAAACACUCUUACAGCUGCUUAAAAUCAGAUUCCCAAACCUUCCUCCAACAUUUCUAGAUGCUACUAAAGUUCAAUAUGGCAAGGAUAUUGGACAUUCCAUUUUGGAAGCUUACUCCAGAGUUCUUGGAAACUUAGCUUUCAGCAUAUUGUCUAGAAUAAGAGAUAUAUUGCAGGAGGAUUCUUUUAGCAAUCCCAAUUCGCCUGCGGCGGCGAUAAAUCUCUCUGAAACUUGGGUGGUGGGUUCUCAUGUAAGACACUCCUUACUUGACAAAAUGAACAAGGCAAAUGGACAAUGUUGUGAUUCUAGUUUUGAUAGUACUUCAGAUUUAGAACUAUCUAUUGAUGCCAAAUCCAGUGUUGAAAUAGCUACACCAAGCCGGAGUAGUGCCUGGUGUAUUAGUAGAGAGGCUUGUACAAGUGUGUCUCCUCAAAAUUCCCCAUAGUGGGUUUUGUUUAUUUGCUUUUGUAAAUGAUGUUAUUAUUACAUGCUUAGUAUGAAUAGAAGCAAACUCAUAGGUUUGCUGAUCUUGAA